Octopus bimaculoides (California two-spot octopus) is the source of this 2048-nucleotide messenger RNA. RefSeq lists its product as uncharacterized. Gene Ontology annotation, cellular component: nucleus. The record is from RefSeq and is a predicted model, not a curated record. Lineage: Eukaryota; Metazoa; Mollusca; Cephalopoda; Octopoda; Octopodidae. Gene Ontology annotation, biological process: regulation of gene expression.
AAAAAAAAAAAAAAAAACCAACUUUCUCUCUCUCACACACACACACAGACACACUGUAUACUUAAAUUUCACACCUCUAUAUAUAUGAAAAAACAAACCCCUUAAAUGUAGGUGCAGCAUUUAAAUCAGUACUAUUAAUUGAGAGGCUGCACUGUAAUUAUUUCUGUAUUUAAUUUUGAGCUUACUAUGUAUUCAGUUCAGAAUGUGUAUCAAGUUGGAAAUCAGUUCUUCGAAAAUUACUCUCUUUGUCACAACAACAAUGAAAACCCAAUAAAUAACAAAAUAACAGCUAGCACUUCUGUAACUGCUCCAUCCUUUGUUGACCACACUGCUUCUCUUGCAAAAAAUGAUAUUCAUGGUGGUAAUCGAUUUCACACAAGUUUGCCAGUAGAAAACAAGAGACCUUUUAAAUGUAACAUAUGCCGUAAAGGGUUUUCACGGAAAGCUAAUUUAAGCAAUCAUGAAAAGGCUCCAAGUGAUGAAACUCAUUUUACAUGUGAUUUUUGCAUGAAAGCUUUCUCACAGCGUGCUGAGCUACGAAGUCAUGAACUUAUACAUAAAGGGAUAAAAUCUUUAGAGUGUCCCUACUGUGGAAGACGUUUUACUCACCAAGCCACUUUGAUUAAUCACACUCGAACUCAUACAGGAGAACGACCGUACAAAUGUGUUGUGUGUGAGCGUUGUUUUACGCAUCAAAGUACGCUGCGUAAUCAUAUGCGCACACACACUGGUGAGAGACCAUUUGUUUGUGUUAUUUGUUUACGAGCAUUUUCACAUCGAAGCACACUUAUUAACCACGAAAAAGUACAUACAGGAGAGAAAGCUUACCAGUGUUCUAUUUGUUCUAAGUUGUUUGCACACAAAACAACUCUUAAGAAUCACGAACAAAUACAUACGGGUAUAAAGCGACACAAAUGUAAUAUAUGUCAUAAAUUGUUUACCCAUAAGAGUACUCUACGCAAUCACCUGCACACACAUUCUGGGGAAAAACUCUUCAAAUGCUUGAUUUGUUUGAAACCAUUUGCUCAUAAAAGUACCCUUCGGAAUCACCAGCAAACACAUUUGGCUGCCGGCAUGCGUCGCACAUUUGCAAAAAAAGUAAAACCUUUUAACUGUGGCUUCUGUAACAAAGGGUUUUUAUUAGAAAGUUCUUUACGAAAUCACGAACAAAGUCAUCUUCACAAUCCUGCUCCUGAACCUCCAGUUGUUAAUCAAGCACCAACAAUGAUGAGCACACCUGUGAACCAGCAUAAUCAUCCAAAUCCUGAAAGAGAAGCUAAUUCGGAUCAGAUGUCACAACAAGUACCACACCAGGUACCAGCACAGUCUACAGUGUCACUAGAUCCCAAAGCAACUAAGGCGUUUGCCUGUGGUAUAUGUGGCAAGCUGUUUUCUCAACAGAGACAAAUGCUCAAUCAUGAGCAAACUCAUGCACAUGUACAAACGGAUGGGACAAAACUGAUGCGUAAUAGUGACAAACUAUUUCAAUGUGGGGUUUGUAUGCGAGUAUUUGCACAUCAAAGCACAUUACGUAAUCACAGCCGUAUACACACAGGUGAGAAACCAUAUCAGUGCCGCUAUUGCAUUCGGGCAUUUGCGCAUCAGAGUACGCUACGUAACCAUGAACGCAUACACACUGGGGAACGCCCUUACACUUGCGAUAUUUGUCAUCGCUGUUUCUCUCAUCAGACAACACUUAAUAACCAUAAACGAACUCAUAAAAAUGAAUCUAUUUCUCUUUGCCAAUUGUAGACUUCUGGUGCAGGGAAUGGAUGUUAAUGUUGUGAAGUAAUGAGUGUUUGUCACAUAAACAGAUUUGGGUUGAUACAAUUUGAUAGUGCAAUCUCAAAUCUCAGUUAGUCUUUCAGUUGUAUUGAUUACUUUGUUUCCUCAAUUUCCAUUCCACCUCUCUUACUCUCCACCCCACUCUCUCUCUCAUGAGUAAUGUUAUGAUUGUUCUCUUCUCUUUUCAAGUAUUCCUCUAAUUCUUUGCUGGAACAAGAAUAAAACCUUUAAAAAGUUUUUGGUUUAAAACUUUUUCAAAUGUU